Messenger RNA from Penicillium nucicola, 2082 nucleotides. Its product is annotated as CeGAL family transcription factor. The transcript is spliced from 5 exons. Gene Ontology annotation, molecular function: DNA-binding transcription factor activity, RNA polymerase II-specific; DNA binding; zinc ion binding. NCBI's taxonomy places the organism in Eukaryota, Fungi, Ascomycota, Eurotiomycetes, Eurotiales, Aspergillaceae. Gene Ontology annotation, biological process: regulation of DNA-templated transcription; DNA-templated transcription. Bases 1 to 2082 code for a protein of 693 amino acids. The record is from RefSeq and is a predicted model, not a curated record.
AUGGUGACAUCUUUAAUGGAUUCAAGCUCAAGCACCGGGUCCGGCCCCAUCCGCAAGAACAAGGCAAUUGCUAAGCGGGCCUGCGACCAAUGCAAAUUUCGCAAGAUCAAGUGUAGUCUGUCGCAGCCCUGCAAGGCCUGCCAGUCUAUGGGCUUUGAAUGUACAUUUUUUCAACCUCAGAAGAAGCGCGGACCAACGGGCCAUCGCGUAUCCCAAAUUCGCCAGCAGCAAACUCAUCUGGGGGAAGAGGCUCUGCCAAAGCAAAAUGCUUUCCAGUAUCAGAGUCCAACGCCUUCCGUGGAGCCCGGGCAGCCGGGCCCUUUGCCCGCACCGUGGCCCUCGGCGCAUGGCCAAGUCACCAUGCCUCUAGAGGGCGCAGAGGGUGCAACCAGGUUGGCGCCAUCAGCACCUCCAACGUCAAUAGGGACAGCCUGGGGCGCGGAAACCCCCUCCCUGGACUCCCACAGUAACAGCGCAAUGAGCUGGAAUGAACGAAACGACGUCGAGUAUUGGCUUCCAGAUCAUUUGGAUGCCCAAGUCCCCGUAUUUGAAUUCCCAGGAAGCAAUGUCUAUCUUAAGCCAUCUCUUCCAUCCAUCAUCCAGCCCGUGCCUGAUGCGCAGACAAUGGGCAUGCCUCGCCAAGAGGCCCAAACCAUGCCCUUCUCACCGACCGUUGGGUCCAUGCACUCCGAUAACCAGGAAGGUGAGGUUUCCUGGCCGUCAACGAUCAGCGAAGCCAACAUGAUCCCUUGGAUUGACGUGUACUUUGAUCGGUUACACCCAACCAUUCCCGUUCUCAACCGGUCCGGCUUGUACACCUCAAUGCUGACUCAGGAGCACCGCAAGAAUCCCCAGUUUGGAGCGAUGCUCUUGUCACUAUGUGCGUUCUCGCUCACGCAGCCGAUUGAGAUUAAUGAGCAGCCGACGACUUCAUCUCGGGCCCUUCAGGCUCGGGCUAUGAUGCACGAGGCAACCAAGAUGCGGAGCUGUUCUGAUUUUGGCGAGAAUCCCACGAUCGAGGCUGUGCUGACGAGCUUCUUCCUUUUUGGUUGUUUGUUUGGAAGUAAUCAGCAUAAUGCUGCUUGGUUGCGGAUACGGGAAGCUCUUGAUCUGGCUGCCUCACUGGGUUUGAAUGACCCUGAUUCAUAUCAUGAAUUGUCUGGAGAAGAUAAGGGUCAGAGGUUACGAACUUAUCUCGUUCUUUCCAUCACAGAGAGAGCCUAUGCUUUGCAACGGCGGCAUCCCAUUACUUUCUGGGGAAAACCAGGGUUUACCAUGCGUUCAGUGCACGACUUCAUCCACAGUGCAACGCACAGUGUUGUCUCUGGAAUCAUUGUCCACAAUGAGAAAGACGCCGAAGGAAUGAUGGGACUCGCGCGAAUGAUGGAACUAUUCGACGCCAUAGACGAAGAUGUAAUCGACUGCUGGAAUCGACGAUGCGACAUCACCAACGGGUACUGCCGGAGACUAACAGAAGCCAAAGCUUUAUCGAUUCACCAAAAUCUCAGUCGAAUCAAUCAAGCCGAACGAUAUAGAGGCUAUGACUGGUUUGAACGAGCCAAGGGUGGCCGCGGCGAAACCAACAAUGUUCUUCUCGCCAUGGGACUACGCGAAACCCAAGCCGCCGACGUCUUCGUUACCCAAAAAUGGCUUCAGAACCGUGUCUGGCUUCUCUGUUCAACGCAUGGUCUUCUGAGUAUCCACUCGGAACGGCCAGAAAUGACCUUUGGAUAUGCUGUUACUGUUGCCGAGUCAACUCUCCAGCUGUGUCAGUCAUUACGUCUUAGUUCCAUGGAGGCCCAUGGCAUAGGUCUUACCGAAAAACUGUACGAUAUCGCCAUCUGCGCAACAAACAUCCUCUGCAAUACCAGCCCGCCUUACGGUGGCACCGACAUUCCAGUGAACUUCACCGAGAACAUCGCCCCGGCAACAACGUCAACGCCGCAGUCUCUGGCAGAGGACUUCCUGCUACUCAUGACCAGCUUCCGUGGGGGGAACCACCCCUAUCUGGAGAAGUACAGAGCACACCUACGCUCUCUACAAAUCAUGGAAGCUAAGCCCCAGGAGUGGCCUCAGCGGUGA